Folsomia candida is the source of this 2357-nucleotide messenger RNA. Its product is annotated as carboxypeptidase B. Lineage: Eukaryota; Metazoa; Arthropoda; Collembola; Entomobryomorpha; Isotomidae. Gene Ontology annotation, molecular function: metallocarboxypeptidase activity; zinc ion binding. The transcript has 6 exons. The coding region runs from base 71 to 1561 and encodes 496 amino acids. The record is from RefSeq and is a predicted model, not a curated record. Gene Ontology annotation, biological process: proteolysis.
UGCAUAACAAAAAUAAUAAUCACACUCCCAAACCCAAGAAUUACAUAAUUCUUUUCCGUAAAUUGUUGCAAUGCAUAUCUCGACGUUUGCUACGAAAUUAAUAAACAGGGAAAGUCUUACAGGACGUAACGGCUUGGCUUUAUUUAUCAAUAGGUUAUUCGUUUUGAUAUUAAUUGUUACAAGUGUAAUAAACGGAAAGUGUACAAAUGGCGACGUUGAAUCCAGAUCAACUAACGAUGAGGAUAUUGAUGAAACUCCAGAUUAUUUAAAUUCGCGAGUGUACAGAAUCGUGACCAACUCUUCAGCAGUGCUGUCGUCGCUUGCAGAAUUGUACGAUUCAGGUAUCCUUGACAUUUGGGGGAUGCCCUCACGCACAGGGACCGACAUUCUGAUCUCCUCACAAGAAGAAGAAUCCAUCCUCAUGUCAAUCCUAAGUUCGACUGACAGGGGAAAGUCCGACUUGAUGAUAAAUUCCUCAUCUCCGAACUCGGGUGAUAAUUUUCUGCUCAAGGUGAUUAUUCCCAACGUAAAAAAGUUACUAGACCAACAAGACCAACACCAAUAUAAUCAUCCUCCAUCAAGAGUCAAGUCUUCUGGGGGAUUUUUAACGUGGAAUGAAUAUCACCCUCUCGAAACUAUAACAGAGUGGAUGGAAAACCUCGCCAAGUUCUACCCAGAGACGACUACCCUUAUAAAAAUCGGUGAAAGUUGGGAAGGUUUGCCAAUGCACUUGAUGAAGAUCUCAGCACCCCCUUCAGAAAAAGAACACAAUUCUACCCAAAAGUCAUUCCAAAAACGCGGCGUCUUUAUCGACGCAACCAUCCACGCACGGGAAUGGGUCACCACUUCCGUAGCUACCUGGGUAAUAAAGGAACUCGUCACAGAUUCUCCAUCAGGACAAGGGCUGCUAGACCGAUAUGACUUUUACAUCGCACCGAUUUUGAACCCAGACGGGUAUCGCCACUCAUGGAAACUUAAUCGGUUGUGGCGCAAGUCUCGGAGGAGUAUAAGCAAUUGGUUAAUUGCGUGCAGAGGCGUGGAUCUGAAUAGAAAUUUUGGCCAUGAGUGGGGCGGCCAGGGCGCUAGUAGGUCGUCAUGUUCAUCUUCUUAUAGAGGAAAUGCUGCCUUUUCCGAGCCGGAAACGAGGGCGGUGAAAGAGUGGGUGGAGAAAAUGAAGGGGGAGGUUGAUUGGGCAGCGUACUUCACAUUACAUUCCUACGGGCAGAAAUGGAUGACGCCGUGGGGUUACACAAAUACAGUUUUGCCAAGAGAUUAUCGGGAAAUGAUUCGUGUAGCCAGGAUCGGAACGAGAGCUCUGAGAGCUGUACAUGGAACCGAAUACGAGGUGGGGAGUUCGUCUGAUAUGUUGUAUUUAGCAGCCGGAGGAUCAGACGACUGGUGGACGGGGGUCGUAGGAGUGACAUAUUCCUACACGCUCGAAUUACGGGACACUGGGCUCUGGGGAUUUCUUUUACCAUCGUCACAAAUACAGGACACAGUAGAGGAGACUUGGGCAGGGAUUGCUGCAUCUUUAAAAGCCAUCCCAACGAGACUAGUUUAGUGUACAUAUUAAAUGUAUUACGGUAGGUAAUGUAUAAGUAUUAUAAUGCAUUGAGAGACCCUGAAAAAGGUUCCCCGAUUAUAAACUAAUGCAACACGUACCAGAGUUAAUUAUGGAUCUCUUCAACGUUCAUUUUCUGUGUAGUAUGUACAUAUCAUAACAGAUUUUCUGAUAUUUCUAACGAAUGCCUUCAACUGCUACCUCAUUACAUUUAACAAUUUUUUUUCAUGAAUUUCUCCACAAACUGAUUAUAUAAUUUUGAAUAGAAUUGAUAGCCUAAAACUUCCUACAACGACAUACAUAUUUCAUAUGCUUAUACAUUAAAAGUUGUAACACGUGAAAGCGAAAUCAUUCAGUAAAUAAGUAUUCAAGAAAAUGUCCUCUGAUGCCGAUGAAAUUUCUUCAAUAAGUAUUCAAUUCAGCAGGCCAGCAUAAAUUGACAUUCUUAUUAAAUUAAGGAUUGAAUAAGUUAUACAGGAUAACAGGAUAGGAUUGUAUGUAUGUGCAUAUGUUCACCACACUCCUUGUGUAAAGUAUACAAUUGUAUUUUUUUUUAAAUACAUAAUAAACGCUACCAAGUUUUCAUGAGUCCCUGAAGAAGCGUUAACCCGCACGUGAAAAAAAUUACUCUUAAUUGUAUUCUGAAUGGAAUGAAUUGGACGGUAAACAUAUAUUCGCAAAUGUAUAUUUAUGCGUGAAGGUGCAUUAUGUACUUACUUUUUACCUGUGUACAAAUGGAUGAAUGACGGAAUGUUUCGUUUUUUCAUUGAUAUACUUAAUUUUACGGUGUCCUAUA